Peniophora sp. CBMAI 1063 is the source of this 375-nucleotide messenger RNA. Lineage: Eukaryota; Fungi; Basidiomycota; Agaricomycetes; Russulales; Peniophoraceae. The record is from the annotation of a GenBank genome assembly.
AUGUUUCCCGGAAUCUACGUAGCGGCGCGACAGCCUCCCAAGCACCUCCUUGGCUACCCGGGGAACUGCGAAUUCCAGGCGUCGCAAUGCUGCAGUAUAUCUGUCGGUUGUAUGGCGUCUACAGCCGCACAAUGUAUCGAGCUCAUCGUCAUGGCUGCUUGCGUCUGCGAGGGAGGCAGCUACAGAGGCUAUGGCACAUGGCCCCUGAUGCUUCUACAUGCACGGGAUCGUGUGCCGUUUGACUGGACGGCGUCGACGAGCUCUUGUGCUGUGACAGCUCUGCACGCCACGACGUCUCGCAAGUUUGGUGGAUGCCAGCACGGAGAUUACAAGCGCGAGGCGGACCCCUCAGGCCUCAUCCUUCAGCUUGUGUAG